CUCUUCUGUCUCACUUUAGCCAAAGAUGGUGUGCAAACGCACAGACUGCGUUUCAAAGCCUUUGUCACACUUUUUUGAGAAACUUGGAUCACUUGUUGGGUCCUAUCCCAUCUACUUUUUUGUGAUUCCACUGGUAUUCUCGGCAGCCCUCGGUGGAGGUUUUACUUUUCUCAGAGACCGGGAAGACAAUGAUCUUGAACGGCAGUUCACACCCAAGAAAGGACCCUCUAAGUUAACGAGAGCUUUUGUGAGAGAACAUUUUCCCUACAACCACUCAAUGUUUUCCAAAGAAAGGCUGUAUGACAAGGGUGACUUUGCGUCACUCAUCGCUGUUUCAACUAAUGGCUCCAGUGUUCUAGAAAAUCCCGCUAUCGAGGACAUCAUUGGACUCAACGACAAGAUACUGAACAUCACUGUGGACAAUGGGACUGGGAGACUUGGAUUCAAAGAGUUGUGUGCCAAAGCCAAUGGGGAAUGUGUGGCAAAUGUUAUUUUGGACAUUCUUCAGUCCAAUGAGACCGACUACACCGGCAUCACUUUUCCUGUCCACAGUCAUGGAUUCAGUUCGGUCUUCCUGGGUUCCGUCAUUGGUGGUGUCACCACAAACAGCAAUGAGUCAGUGUUAAGUGCUCAAGCUGUGACACUCUUCUACUUCUUGAACAUAGAAGAAAGCAUGGCAGAAGCCAGAAAAUUAUGGCUAAGAGGGUUCAAGCAGGUCUUAUCAGCCGAGACGGAACACAAACACAUUGAGGUAUGGACUGAUUCACCGCUUGCCAUUUACAAAAAGACAAGACUGUCAAGCAGUGUAACACACCUACACACCUUACAUGUUUGACAACAAGUCCCAUUAAUUCUUUGUGAUUUGGUGGUAAUGUGUGACUUUGACAUGUCCAAAAUUGAACCAUUAGAUCUUUGACAAAGAAAC
Molecule: messenger RNA, 925 nt
Organism: Thalassophryne amazonica
Lineage: Eukaryota; Metazoa; Chordata; Actinopteri; Batrachoidiformes; Batrachoididae
Product: patched domain-containing protein 3
Exons: 1
Coding region: 26-835 (269 amino acids)
Cellular component (GO): membrane
Source: RefSeq, a predicted model, not a curated record